AUGGUGCAGCCUCGUCUUACCGAUGCAUUAUCCAAUUGCAAGGUUGAUGCUGCUCAAGGUUUGCGUGGAGUUCUCAUUAGAAUAAGAAGGUUUAAGUCGUUGGAAUCUCAAUAUUCAAAGGUACAUUUGAAACCAAUUAAACAACUUUGGGAAGACUUUGAAUCAAGAGAACGAGAUAAUAAGUCUGCAAAUGAGAAGAAUGAAAUGGAGAGAAUGUCGAGUGUUGGGAAUUUUCAGUCUGUUUCACCUACAAUAUCGUUCUCCAAUUGGUUACCAAGCUUUUAUGAUGAGAUACUACUUUAUCUUGAACAAGAAUGGAAAUGGUAUCAUUACUGA
Molecule: messenger RNA, 336 nt
Organism: Lathyrus sativus (Indian pea)
Lineage: Eukaryota; Viridiplantae; Streptophyta; Magnoliopsida; Fabales; Fabaceae
Source: the annotation of a GenBank genome assembly